Dimorphilus gyrociliatus is the source of this 523-nucleotide messenger RNA. The record is from the annotation of a GenBank genome assembly. NCBI's taxonomy places the organism in Eukaryota, Metazoa, Annelida, Polychaeta, Dinophilidae.
AGAUGGCUCUGAAGCACUGCCCUAACAAGACAUAAUCAAUAAAUUUAUCCUACACAUUUUUAACCACUCGUCUUAAAAUUCAACAAUGAGCGAAGCUUAACCGACAAAUCAUCAUGUAGAUGAAUGUUAAACCUACAAGAAUUUGUCACCGAGGAUAAAGAAAAGAAUUAUGUUGAAAAAACAGACUUGGACAGUCUUUGCUUUUUUUAUGGGAAUAUGUAUUCCUUUAUCUUUCGGCCUAAAUGACCCUGAUAUACCCAUAAUAAUAGAUGAUGACGAUUCUCCGGAGAAAAUAGCAUAUAAUGACGAGGUUAAUGAAAUAGUGAGAGAUUGGCGUACAAGUUUAAGACUUCACAAAACAGAUGAAGAAAACGAUGAAGGGCUAGAAGUGAAAGAUGACGAAGAUUUUGAAGUUGGAAGUACCGAAGAAAACGAUCAGGAUUCGAACAAAGGAAAUACUAACUCAGAUUACCCCUAUUGGAAAAGAGGUUUCGAUCAUUUAAAAGACAUUGUCAAUUUCUAG